GCCUACGUGGGAGAAGGAGGGUUGGGGGAAGUGUGGAGGAUCUGAACCUGAGCCACUGCUGCCAGAAGAAGAUUUGGUGGGAGGAAAAGUAGAAGGGAAAAGAGGGGUGGGAGGUGAGGUGAAGAGGGGAUUUAGGUCGCUGCUCCCGGGCGGCACAAAGUUCCUGACGAUGUGGCUGAAGCCUGAGGAGGUGCUCCUGAAAAAUGCGCUGAAGCUGUGGGUGAUGGAAAGGUCCAAUGACUACUUCGUGCUGCAACGGCGUCGGGGCCACGGGGAAGACGGCGGAGGGGGAUUCACAGGGCUUCUGGUUGGGACUCUUGAUUCAGUCUUAGACUCUACUGCUAAAGUAGCUCCAUUUCGUAUUCUACACCAGACACCAGAUUCUCAAGUUUACCUGUCAAUUGCAUGUGGAGCCAACAGAGAAGAAAUAAUGAAGCAUUGGGAUUGGUUGGAACAAAACAUCAUGAAGACCUUAUCUGUGUUUGACUCAAGUGAAGAUAUUACUAAUUUUGUACAAGGAAAGAUAAGAGGAUUAAUUGCUGAAGAGGGAAAACAUUCUUUUGCAAAAGAAGAUGAUCCUGAGAAAUUUCGAGAAACUCUCUUGAAAUUUGAAAAAUGUUUUGGUUUACCAGAGCAGGAAAAAUUAGUGACCUAUUACUCAUGCAGUUAUUGGAAAGGACGGGUUCCUUGUCAGGGCUGGCUCUAUCUUAGCACCAACUUCCUGAGCUUCUAUUCUUUUUUGUUGGGAUCAGAAAUAAAACUCAUUAUCUCCUGGGAUGCGGUCUCAAAACUUGAAAAGACUUCAAAUGUCAUAUUGACAGAGAGUAUUCAUGUGUGUUCCCAAGGGGAUAGUCACUAUUUUUCGAUGUUUUUGCAUAUUAACCAAACAUAUCUUCUUAUGGAACAGCUAGCCAACUAUGCUGUAAAGAGACUUUUUGAUAAGGAAACAUUUGAUAAUGACCCAAUUCUUGAUGAUCCUCGACAAAUCACCAAAAGAGGUCUAGAAGAUCGAGCCCACAGUGAGCAGUAUAAUGCUUUUUUUAGGCUGCCCAAAGAAGAGACUUUGAAAGAAGUACAUGAAUGUUUUUUAUGGGUGCCAUUCAGCCACUUCAAUGCUCAUGGAAAAAUGUGCAUCUCAGAGAACUAUAUCUGCUUUGCUAGCCAGGAUGGCAAUCUAUGCAGUGUAAUCAUUCCAUUUCGAGAGGUCUUAGCUAUAGAUAAAACACAUGAUUCCAGCAAAUCUGUCAUCAUUAGCAUCAAAGGAAAAACAGCUUUUCGCUUCAGUGAAGUUAUAGACUUUGAACAACUGGUGGCAAAACUCAGGCUCAAGUGUGGGACAACUUCAAAUCAAUAUCACGAUAUUAGCACAGAGGUUCCUAUUAGUUCUCAUUCUACAGAUCCAUCUGAUAAUAUUGAGGUACAAUCUUUGCCAUGUCAAAGGGAAUACAGCGAAACUGUGAACACUGAAGCCUUAAUGACAGUAUAUCACCCUCAGAAUUUGGAGACUCUUAAUUCCAAAAUGUUGAAAGAAAAGAUGAAGGAACAGUCAUGGAAUAUCCUGUUUUCAGAAUGUGGGCGUGGUGUUACUAUGUUUCGGACUAAAAAGACUCGAGAUCUGGUUAUAAGAGGGAUUCCAGAGACCUUAAGAGGAGAGCUUUGGAUGCUUUUUUCAGGCGCUGUUAAUGACAUGGCUGCUCAUCCUGGCUAUUAUGCCAAAGUAGUUGAACAGUCCUUAGGGACAUGCAAUUUGGCUACUGAAGAAAUUGAACGUGAUUUACGUCGCUCCCUGCCUGAGCACCCAGCCUUUCAGAGUGACACUGGCAUAUCUGCUCUGAGGCGAGUACUCACUGCUUAUGCAUACAGGAAUCCCAAAAUUGGAUACUGCCAGGCAAUGAACAUUUUGACUUCAGUGUUGCUUCUGUAUGCAAAAGAAGAAGAAGCAUUUUGGCUUUUGGUUGCUGUAUGUGAACGAAUGUUGCCUGAUUAUUUUAAUCGUCGAAUCAUUGGUGCCUUGGUAGAUCAGGCGGUCUUUGAAGAACUUAUCAGGGAUCAUCUUCCCCAGCUAACAGAACACAUGACCGAUAUGACAUUCUUUUCUUCAGUUUCUCUUUCAUGGUUCCUCACCCUUUUUAUCAGUGUACUACCCAUUGAAAGUGCAGUGAAUGUGGUGGACUGUUUCUUCUACGAUGGAAUAAAGGCCAUUUUACAACUGGGAUUGGCAAUUCUUGACUAUAAUUUAGACAAACUGCUGGCAUGUAAAGAUGAUGCUGAAGCCGUGACAACUUUAAACAGGUUCUUUGACAGUAUCACUAAUAAGGAUAGUCCAUUGCCUUCAAGUGUUCAGCAGGGUUCAAAUGUGAGUGAUGAAAAAAGCAGUCAUAUUAGAGUGGAUAUUACAGAUUUGAUUAGAGAGUCAAAUGAGAAAUAUGGUAAUAUUCAUUGUGAAGAUAUACACAGCAUGCGCUGUCGAAAUAGGUUGUAUGUGAUACAGACUCUAGAGGAAACAACAAAGCAGAAUGUGUUACGUGUUGUAUCACAAGAUGUGAAAUUGAGCCUUCAUGAAUUGGAUGAACUUUAUAUCAUCUUUAAGAAAGAGCUGUUUUUUUCUUAUUAUUGGUGUUUGAGUUGUCCAGUAUUGAAGCACCAUGACCCCAGUUUGCCAUAUUUAGAACAGUAUCAGAUUGAUUGCCAGCAGUUCCGAGUGUUAUAUCACUUGUUGAGUCCCUGGGCUCCUUCUGCAAACAGAGACUCACUAGCUUUAUGGACAUUCCGAUUGUUGGAUGAAAACUCUGACUGCCUUAUCAACUUCAAAGAAUUCUCUUCUGCAAUUGACAUAAUGUACAAUGGAAGUUUUACUGAGAAGCUUAAACUACUUUUUAAGCUGCAUAUUCCUCCAGCUUAUACUGAAGUGAAAUUGAAGGACCCUUCAAAGGGAGAUGAACUUUCCGAGGAAGAAUUACUUUAUUUCAGUCAGCUCCAUGUUUCCAAGCCUGCAGGUGGGAAGGAAGCAGUAUCAGCAAAACAUAGCCCUGAAAAAGGCAAAGGAAAAAUUGAUAUUCAAGCAUAUCUUAGUCAAUGGCAAGAUGAGCUUUGCAAAAAAGAAGAAAACAUUAAGGAUUUACCAAGAAUGAAACAGUCACAAUUUAUUCAGUUUUCAAAGACCCUUUAUAACUUAUUUCAUGGGGACCCUGAAGAAGAGUUGUUAUAUCAAGCCAUUGCUGUUGUAACCAGCCUUUUGCUCAGAAUGGAAGAAGUUGGAAGGACACUUCAUAGCCCUACAUCAUCAGCCAAAGGAUUCUCUGGUAUCGUUUGUGCUUCUAGAGGACCCAGUGAGGGGAAAACAGAGAUCCCCUUGGAGAAAGAUCCCUCCUUGCUCAAGGAAGAACCUCAGUGGUCAUUUGCAUUUGAACAGAUUCUUGCUUCUUUGUUGAAUGAACCAGCAGUGGUGAGGUUUUUUGAGAAACCCAUAGAUGUAAAAGCCAAACUAGAGCAUGCAAAAACCUCUCAGUUAAGUUCCAGAAACAAGAUAUAAAUCUCUUAACAGGAAUUGCCUUUCAGACAAAUUCACUGAUUCCUGUAGUUGUCAGCUUGAUUCCUGGGAGUAGAGAUCAGGGAUUUAUUAUGUACCAAAAUGUUUGAAUGUUUGAAAAAUAUAUUUGAAACACAAUCAUUCCUUUGUGGUAGUCUCUAAUUUUUAUAUUCUCCAAUACAAAUGUAAUUUUUAAAAAUUUUAUUUUUCAAUUAAAGUUUACAUUCAAUAUUAUUUUGUAUUAGUUUUAGGUGUAUAGCAUAGUGGUUAGACAGUCAUGGACUGUGCACAGUGAUCCACUGAAAUUCCCAGUAGCUUCCUAGUACCAUAUAUAGUUAUUAUAUUAUCGACUGUAUUUCCUAUACUAUACAUCCCUGUGACUACUUUAUAACUACCAAUUUGUACUUCUUAAUACCUUCACCUUUACAAGAUACAAGGUAUCAGGGGAGAGUGUUAAAUGAUACCACCAGAGGGCGCCAAUGUAACACUUUUGGUAAAGAAAUUACUAGUUUGUGCUGCUAUUUCCAUAUGAAUAACUGAUAAUUUUGAAAAUGUGGUAUUAAUGUUUGAGUAUUAGUGAUGAUGAUAUGUUAUACUGAUGAAUGCUACUUUCCAAAUUACAAUGCUGUAGAAAACCAGGCUCUUAAAUUUAUAGCCUUAAUUAUAAGAUUACUGUAUGGGGGCUCAUUUUCAAGUUAUCUAACUGAAAUGAUAUUAACUUUUUAAAAGUUAAUCUAAUCUUGUCUUCUAAUAAUAAAUGUUUUAUUUUAGUAACUUCCUAAUUCUUCCUACCUGAGCAGUUCAGAAGCUGCUGACUCAUACUUCUGUGUUAUUGAUAAAAAUAUAUCAAUAACUCAAAACUCUGGGCUAAUAUAAAGAAAAACAAUAUUGGAUGUGGAUCUAAGCCGGAUAAAGCCAGCUUUUUCAGAAGGGUUAAGAAAAAGUUCAAUUUUAACUGUUUCUCAUUAAACUGAAAAAUUACUUGAAAUUCUUCUGAGCACUGCUGUUUGUGGCAUUUGUCUCAGAAUAGCUUGUGACUGCUUUGAUUCUAGCUUUAUAUUUUGGAUUUUCACCAGUCAUGUUUUAAGUUACAUUAGAUUGACUGUAUUAGUCUGGCAAGUCCAUAAAAUAUAAUAGUGUGUAUGACUGUUAAGAUGAUGUAUAGAAUUGCUGGUAUUUACCUAAAAAGUUUUUACUGUAUGAUUUAGAUAUAAAUUUCUAUAUACUUUAUGCUGCUUAUGUAUCAGUCAUUACAGUGAAGAUCCAUGUAUAAAUAAUGGGCUUCAUUAGCACUUUAAAGAAAAAAUAAUCAAACUAUACUUCUGAUAGGAGCAAUUUAUUAAUCAUUUGACUCUAGAAUUGUGGGGAAAAAUCAUCCACUGAGUUUCUUUCUUCAAAAAAGACUUUGGUUUUAAGCCCUUUGACUUUUAGAUUUGAAAUAGUGAAAGGAUAGACAUCCUUUAGACUCAGGUGACCCAAGAAGUCUUCUUUUGUGGAAAAAAAAAUGGUAUAUAUAGUCAGCCUUUAACAAGGAUCCACUGUGAUUAAGGUGUAACAUAGAGGGCUUUGUCACCAUAGAAUAUAUUAUUUUCAGAAAGACGAAUUUUUAAGUGAACCCUUUGAAAUUUUCAUAAAUUGAACUUAACCAAACACUUAAUAGUAGUGUCUUUAAAAUGAUUUGGUCAGUCAUUUCCUUAUCUUUGCAAGGAAAUUACCAUUUAAAGAGAUAGCUGGUAGAUAACAUCUAUUCCUUUUCUCAGAAAUGAUUUGCUGAAACAUGUUCACAGUUCAGAGUUUGGCUAAUAGUUUAUAUGUUAACUAUCACACAUUUGCUAUUAUGCAAUAAUUGAUAAAUUAAACCUCUGUAGCUCUAAAAAGACACAGGCUCUAUGCUUAUAUACAAAGGCACUAUUGCACAUAUUUUGUUGACUAUUUUGUCAAUUGUAUUUACAAAAAAGAUACUUUCUUAAGAGUAUAUGCUAUUAAUAUUUGAUAUUUUAAAGUCAGAAUAUUGAAGACUACCUUAUAUUGUAUUGUAGCAUAGAUUAAUUAACAUUGAAUACUUAAAGAAAUUUUUUAGUUGCAAAAAGACUAUACAUGCAAGUUAAGACAACUUUUUCUCAGUCUGUAGGAGAAAUAAGCAAAAUACAUAGUUUUAUAGUUGCUACCUUGAUGAACAAAUGGGUCUUAUGUGGCUGUGUCAAAAUGAACCAGAGCAUUAUACCUUAUAUAUUACAUUAAAUAUGUUAUAAAGUGGCUUUUCUUGUCUUAUAAAAUAAGUGUUAUAAAUCUAUUCUAAUAAACAUGAAAAGUGGUUUACUUAAUGAUA
Messenger RNA from Pipistrellus kuhlii (Kuhl's pipistrelle), 5858 nucleotides. It is a transcript of the gene TBC1D8B, whose product is annotated as TBC1 domain family member 8B. Bases 170 to 3532 code for a protein of 1120 amino acids. Lineage: Eukaryota; Metazoa; Chordata; Mammalia; Chiroptera; Vespertilionidae. The record is from RefSeq and is a predicted model, not a curated record. Gene Ontology annotation, molecular function: calcium ion binding. The transcript is spliced from 21 exons.